GUUUGUUUUUUUGACAGCUCAGGUCGGGGGACGUGUCUGGACAAUGAACCUCUGAAACGAGACUUCCUGUACCCAACAGUGGCCCCGGGGCAGGUGUACGACGCAGAUGAGCAGUGUCGCUUCCAGUAUGGAGCCUCCUCACGACAGUGCAAAUAUGGGGUAAGAAACCUGCAUCUCUCCAGCUCUACAAUAUGCAUACACUCUCUCUCCUCUACAGUGGAGGACAAUGCUUUGUUAAUGGAAUCAUUUACAACUGUUGAUCCUGCAUCUAACAUUAGUGAUAAUGCUAGUGAAGCAGGGGCUCUGAUAGUGAUCAGGUAACAGGAGAAGAGAAAAUAUGUUGUGCCAAGCUGACAUUUCCUCCUGUAUAUCAAAGGGUGUUAAUCAGGGGUGUUAUCUUCUUAUCAUCCUAAGGAGACAUAAUUGUUUUCUUAGCACCUGGGAUGGGUGUGCCGCAUAUCUCACUAACCUAUCUCAAAGAGAGGGAAGAGGGAGGGAGGUUUACACACACACACACACACACACACACACACACACACACACACACACACACACACACACACACACACACACACACACAUCAUAGUUUCACGAAGUCAAAUGAUUACCCCCUACCACCACCAUGAAGAAUAAAAACCCAAGGUAAAUAAAGAGACACGAGCAGAGAGAGAACUAAACCAAGCCACAGAAACAGGAGAUGUUGAAUGAAAGCCACAAAGAAUUAAUGAACCAAUAUGGACAAAAAAAAGAGUCUGUCAUUAGCCGAGAUCAAGAGAGUUUAUUUUGUUUCAUUGAAAGAAAUAUCUGACAGCAGAUUACUACGGGCCCCAAAUCAAACCCUGUCGUUUUGGCUCUUAAGCUCAUAAUUGUGGUUUUAGAUCAGCAUGAAAGACAGCCAUUUAUGAAAGGAGAGCAUUCCUCCACAGCCUGCCUCAGCUGUGCUGCUCUGUGCUGGGCUGUGUUCUCAGAACUAGAAUGUAGUCUUUUAACUAGUAGGAUUAUGGAUUCUGACAGUCAGAUCUGUUUCCCUCAGCCAGCUGUCUGGUGAAGGUUUGUCUUUCGUUUAGAACUUGCUGAUCGGAUCCAUGUAACCAUAGAAACAAUUAAAGGAUCUAUGACUUGAUAGUGUUUGCUUUCAGAGUUGAUGUUAUGAAAGGUGACCUCUCUGGGAUACAGUUACCUUGUACAAAACACAGAGCAGUGCAGUGCCUGCUUUAGUGCCAUUAAAGAAUAAAGAGAGCAACUAAAAGAUAUGUGGAGAGGUGCAGUAACACUUUACAGUCACUGUUACACUUAACGGUUGUGGUGACAUGUUUGUGUCCUGGUACUCACCUGGUCUCUAUUUCCACCAGUCUCUUACCCUACAGCUGUAGUGGGUUCUAAUGGGAAUAAACAGCCCAGUGGAAAAGUUGGACUGUUGCUCGCACUGAAAGGACAGGACAGAAUAGCAGCGGUUUGGUGACAUGUUUGCUCCUGUGGAAUAAUAUAAAAAUACUUUUGGACUCACAGAACUUACGUAUUUGAGCGGUCAUUUCUGGAGUCACCAGGAAGGGUAGGAAAUACCUUCGGUUCUGAAAGGGCGAUGACAGAUCUCAGCGUGAAACAGGGAAGUGUGAAGACAUUAGUUUCACAGUUACACAGGGGGUGACACAAAGUGUCAAGAUAAGUGAUACUAGUAAUAACUACGAGAACAUCACUUACAACAUAGAGUUACAACACCAACUAAACUGCCACUAACCCCACAGCAACCCCCUGCAAAGACCGGAACACUCCUUCAUAAUAUUACUCGUCCUGAACCCCAGUGCCAUCGCAAGGUGAGGAGGGGAUGAAAAACAAAGUGUUUGACGGCUAGGUGACGUCUAAGUGACUGGCGGGUCUCCCUGCACCCCUGCUCUCUUCACCCCCUUGCCAACCCUCCCGCUUCCUCUCUGUUAGCUAGCUAGCGUAAAUCUGCCAGACCAGGUCAGGGCCACAUGUCCAUCCAUACCUGGUUCUCCUUCUGACCUUUCAGCCGGCUCUGAACGGGCCGGGGGGAAACCAGAGAGGAGGGAGGGUGAGGUUUUAUGGGACGGGGUGGGGGGGGAGGGGCAGUGAGGGUUUAGCGGGGGGCAGAGGGGAGGCUUAUUGAAAGCAGCUGGGAGUGGUGCAGCGAGACAGGGCAGACUCAGAGUGACUGUUUGCUGCUUUAUUUAAUCUAUAGCGUCUAGCAGCAGUAGAGACCAGUAGAGACCAGUGGGGCCUGGACUUUAUUUACUGACCCGUGGGGUCAGAACCUGGGCUCAGGGCCGUAACUCUUCUUCAUGAUGUUGCUCCUCUUCUCCUCUGCCGUACGCAGUUGUCCAGUAAAGCCUUUGAAGAGGAGAGGCAGAGGGGAAACCAUAGAGGUUUAAUGGGAAAUCUAAUGCAGGGUUGUGCAGAGCUGUCCUUGUUACACGCAUUCACUUUUACAAUUGUAUUUACUUCAGAUAGAGACUCUGACUCGGAUUCUCUCUCUCUCUCUCUCUCUCUCUCUUUCUCUCUCUCUCUCGCUCCCCCCUCUCUCUAAUAAAGAGUUCUCCCUCUGUUAUAAGAGCAAGGAGAUAAGAUGGGUAAAUUGUAGAAACAGAAGAAGUUGUUUGUUUUAAAACUUCCUGUAAGACAAAGCAUUUUUGUUAUGUCUACAAUCCCUGUUCCCUGAGACGCUCUCCUCUCUGAGGGGCAGUUUGAGUUGCUCUUUGUUUUGAGUGCCAGAGUAAUUUCCUAUAACUGGUUAACAGUGGUUACUGUGAACUGACGUCAGCCGCUCUCUGUUGAGGUCUGGAAGGUAAACGUGACCAGGCGUUAGUCAUUCUGUUAUUGCUCCAGAUGACUCUGUAUCCUUCAACACAGAGGGACAUUAGUAGCAUGGGUUGACCUUAUUGGCUCUUAAUAUGAACUGAAUCCAAAGCACAGGGCUCAAUCUGUCAGACCUGGGUCAAAUACAUAUGUCUAAUACUUCCAAAUAUUUCAGCUGAGCUUGAGUUAGUUUGCCUGGUGAAAUGGAACCUAUGAAACAGUCCAAAGUGACCCCAAACCGUGCAAACUCUAUUUGACCCAGGUCUGCUAUCCUUGUAAGGGAAAGCAAUAUGGCUGAGCCGACAGCCAGGUAUUUGUCUAGCGCUUUCACCUUAGUGCAGAUGAAGGACAGGAGAUGAGGAGGGGAAGUCACAUAAUGUGUUUAUUUUGAUCUCUAAGGCACUUCCACAGCCCUGUCUAUGUCAAUUUCUCUACUUGUAAUACACUCUCUGCAGUGAAUUGCUUUAUUCUGACCAACUUGCUUUCGCCUUCUUUCCUAGGAAGUGUGUAGAGAGCUCUGGUGCCUUAGCAAAAGCAACCGCUGUGUCACCAACAGUAUACCUGCUGCUGAGGGGACCCUGUGUCAGACUGGCAGCAUUGAGAAAGGGGUAAGUCUAUACUAGCAGUCUCAUUGUCUACACACACUAGUUGUCUCCUAUAGUCUACACACACUGGCUCUCUCCUGUAGUCAACUCAGCUUUCUCCUUCACCUCUAUACCAACAGCCCUAUCUCAGUCUCUCUCUCUCUCUGAUGUGAUGGCAGGUAAGCCUCCGUAGUGGGAACUAGUGAGUGAGCCUCAGUGUCAGAGCCAAGACUAGUUACUGUGAGGUGUGUGGUAACCAGCUCAUUCUCUCCUCUCCUCUCCCAUUGUAUCCCAAUGUAUUACCCCCUCCCCCUUUCCCGCCACACACACACACACACCAUGCUUUGAGGUCAUCACUUCAGAGUCUAUUCCCAGUGUGGCUGGCCACGCCACGGCCAGGUUAGACGGCUGACAGUGAGACAGCUUUAACAUGGAUUACGGCGGCCAUUGUCACCGGAUGGUCCGAGGUCUCAAAGGGAAGAAUGGGAGGGUGUCAGGGGCUGUCGUGUGACAUUACCGUCCGCUGACUGGAGCCUUUCAGGCCCGGGGGCCUCUGACGGGGUCCUGGGCUACACAGGGGGCACAGGUUGAGAUCAGCUCAGAGGGCUUUGGGACAGAGGGCUUUGGGGGGGGUGGAGGGGUGGCUGGUAGUGCGCUCCUGUCUGGGGUGAGGGUGGGUGGUGAGGGGGAUGGGGGUGGGGAGGGGGCUUCAAAGGAAUACGACUGUCAGCCAUUUCUCACCAGGCCUGUAAUGGAGAGGCCCUGCCAACUAGGGGGAAGUGAGGGAGGAGGGAGGGAGAGAUGGUAGGGCAGGGAGGAGAAGGAGGGGUGAGGUGGAUUUGGAGAAAGGUAGAGAGGGAUAGAGAGAAGGAUGGGGUAGAGAAAGAGAAAGGGAGAGAGAUAAGUAGAAGGAAGGUACAGUAGUUAUGUCCCCCAAAGGUCACAUAGAUUUCUGUGUCAAACACACACACACUUGCAGGUGGUGAAAGGCUGAUAGGUGUGUGGUGUAGUAGACAGGUAGUGUAGAGUCUGUGUGUGUCAGCUCGUCUCUGAUAAGACAUUCUCUCCCAGGCUAUUUUAGACUUGCUGGGAACACAGACAAGUUCUUAAGGAGGACUCUCUCUCUCUCUCUCUCUCUCUCUCUCUCUCUCUCUCUCUCUCUCUCUCUCUCUCUCUCUCUUCUCUCUCUCUCUAUUACCUUCUCUGACCUAUCUAUCUACCAUCUUUCUUAUUCUAUGCCGAAGCUCUCUUAGCUCUCUCCUUAGCUCUUCCGUUUAUUCUUCUAUCUGCGUUCUUUGUUGAUCUUAUCUUGUUGACCACAGUGACUAGUGCAUGUUCUCUUCUCUCUCUGCUCUCUCUCUAUUAUCUGGAGAAGAGAGGGUGCGGCGAAGCGAGGAUAGAGAGUAGAUCGAGAGAGAGAGUCGAGAGGUCGUGCGUUUGGGAGGAGGGCGGGAGGGAGGGAGGGAGGGAGGGGGGAGGGAGGCGGGAGGGAGGGAGGGCGGAGGGCGGGUGGAGGGAGGAGGUGGCGGAGGAGGGGAGGAGAGAGAGAGAGGGGGAGGCGAGAGCGAGAGAGCGGAGAGCGAGCGAGAGCUGAUCGGAGCGGAGUGGCGGCGAGCGUGCGGCGCGAGCGGGAGGGACGAGGGGGGGGAGGGGCGAAGAGAGGGAGCGAGGGGAGAGGAGAGAGAGACGAGCGAGUGGCGAGAGGGGCGUGAGGGAGUAGAUGCGGGAGGAACGGGGAGGGAGGGCUGCGAGAGAGAGAGGAGCGAGCGGAGGGCGCAGAGUUAGGGCUGGGAGUGAGUGAGGGUGGGGGAGGGCGGAGGGCGGUGAGGAGGGAGGAGUCUGAGUUCUUCUCUCUCUCAUAUCUCCUCUCUCUCUCUCUCUCGCUUCUAUCUCUCUACUCUCUCUUCUCUCCUUUUUUUAUCCCCCUCUCCUCUAUGCGUUGUUAAUCUCUUGUGUGGGGAUUGAGGGAAAAGGAGGACAGUGCCCUGGUGUUGCCAGACCCUUGCCUUGGCCCAGCAUCUUAACCUUCUGACACAGUUACAGACCUAUAACCCUCUACAACCUGUACUGUCUCUAAGCCCUGAGCACCACUGACACAGUUACAGAUAACCUCUGUCUUUAAACCCCAGGUGCUAUCCAGGCUCCAACUCAGGCACAGGGGUAAUGAUUAAUCCUCUCUCUUCCCCUCUCUCUAAACCCUCUCUCCCCCCCUCUCAGUGGUGCUACCAGGGGGAGUGUGUGAUAUUUGGGACGUGGCCCCAGAGUAUGGACGGAGGCUGGGGUCCCUGGUCGUCAUGGGGGGAGUGCAGCAGGACCUGCGGAGGGGGAGUCUCUUCCUCCGUGAGACAUUGUGACAGCCCAGCGUAAGUAGGCAAAGUAAGCCACAGCAAGAUGAACACACACAUCCAGGUCUCCACCUACAGGUGUGUGUGUGUGUGUGUGUGUGUGUGUGUGUGUGUGUGUGUGUUUGUGUGUGUGUGUGUGUGGUGUGUGUGUUUGUGUGUGUGUGUGUGUGUGUGUGUGUGUGUGUGUGUGUGUGUGUGUGUGUGUGUUUGUGUGUGUGUGUGUGUGUGUGUGUGUGUGUGUGUGUGUGUGUGUGUGUGUGUGUGUGUGUGUGUGUGUGUGUAGGUGCGUGCGUGCGUGCGUGAUCAUCACUAAUCUCUGACAGAUAGACACACUGUUUCCAUCCAAACUGUACGGAGCUCCCACUGUUAGGCUCCCCCCACCCCUCCCCUGUCCUCACACUCUCUUUUCAGACAGUGGAGAGAGGGAGGAAGGGAGAGAGAGAGGGAAAGAAGGAGAGAAGGAAGGAGGGAGGCAGGGUAAUGCAGAACACCUGUGUAAGGUGAUCGGAGCCCCACAGUCCCUGGGUACUGUAACACACACACGGUACUGUAGCAAGGAGGUUCAACACAGAAACCAGACAGUGUAGCCAACAUUCGGCUGGAAAACAUUAAUUACACUGGCUGGCUGCUCUCGUAGGUAGGUAGAGUCAGAUGGAGAGAGCAAGACUACCCAACUGUGAUGAUGAUAGCAGGCCAACUCGUGUACUGUAACAAAUCAGUGAGGAGCCGUGCUGGUGCUAGUCAUUUAGCUCUAAUAGACUGCAGUCUGUUGUGACUCCAAAUGUCAAGCUGCUCUCUACAGCUGUAAGAACAGACUGGAUAGAGUGACCUAAGGACAACAAUCACACUCAUACACAUGCAUGGAGAUUCCUAGCUCAGGGGAAGGUAACUGUAAGACUGAGCACCCUGUUGCUAUGUUACCUACAAAGGACCUACAUUGUGGUCCUUUGUAGAUCAGUUGGUAGAGCAGGGUAGUGGGCUCGAUUCCCGGGACUACCCAUAUGUAUAAUGUGUGCACGCAUGACUGUAAGUUGCUUUAGAUAAAAGUGUCUGAUAAAUGGCAUAUGUAUAUAUAUUAUCUCACACCCUAUACACUACCUGGGGAAGACAGUGUGUGUGUGUAUUCUGACUGUGAUUCGCCCCUCUACUGUACUGCAGCACAGGGUGGAGGGCUGCACUGACUGACAGAGUGUAAACUGCCUCAUCAAUCUCUUUUAUUCCUCUUCUCUCUUUCAGGCCUUCUGGAGGAGGGAAGUACUGUCUCGGAGAGAGGAAGCGUUACAGAUCGUGUAA
This is a messenger RNA of Coregonus sp. 'balchen', 7036 nucleotides long. The record is from the annotation of a GenBank genome assembly. Lineage: Eukaryota; Metazoa; Chordata; Actinopteri; Salmoniformes; Salmonidae.